AUGUACAAAAUCGUGGCUGUGGAAGUCAACUUCCACAUCCCGUAUGCUCCCCAGUUAUCUGGACAGGUCAAAUGUGCACACCGCACAAUUAUCAACAUGCUUAAAAACUGCAGACAACUAAAGAUGAAGCUUACCACAUUUAUGCUCAUCCUCAUCAGUUCAGCAGCCUCCAUCAACCUCAAAUACAUCUCCAAGAGGAACUCCGUUGACGGCUGUAUAGACUGGUCGGUGGAUCUGAAGACAUAUCGUGUGUUGGCCGGAGAGCCAUUGAGGGUGAAGUGUGCACUUUUCUACAGCUACAUCCGUACUAACUACAGUGUCGCACAAAAUGCGAAGCUGCGCCUCAUCUGGUACAAGAACAAGGGCGACUCAGAGGAGCCAAUCAUCUUCUCUGGUCACCGGCUCAGUAAGGAGGGAGAUUCCAUGUGGUUCCGUUCAGCUGAGAUGGAGGACAAUGGAUUUUACACUUGUGUGCUCAGAAACUCAACGUACUGUAUGAAAGUGUCCAUGUCCCUGACAGUGGAAGAGAGUGAAGAGGGGCUCUGCUUCAGCAGUCGAAUACGUUACCUGGAGAGAGCAGAGAUUACCAAGAGCAAAAUGAUCACCUGCCCAGACAUUGACGACUAUCUCGCCCCAUACAAGCAGCCCAUCAUGACCUGGUACAAGGAGUGUCAGAGGAAGGACUGGAGAAGUUCCAUCAUCAUCAACACCACCAGCCUGUGGAUCCCGGAGGUGCAGGAAGAUGAUGGAGGAAACUACACCUGCGAACUCAAGUACGGCAGUAGAGUCGUCAGACGCACUACUGAACUCAAAGUCACAGCACUUCUCACCACCAGACCACCAAAAGUCUUGUUCCCAUCAGACAGACAGGCUAGUGUAAUAGACAUACAGCUCGGCAUGCGUCUGAUCUUAGACUGCAAGGCGUUCUUCGGCUACAGCGGGGAUUCGAGACCCAUCAUCUACUGGAUGAAGGGAGAUAAGUUUGUAGAGGAACUGGAAGGACACAUAAGAGAAAGUGAAAUUGGUUCGAGAGUUUCUGGGGAGAAAGAGGUGGAGCUGUCUCUGAUGUUUGAUGCUGUGGAGGAGACAGACAUGGGCAACUACACCUGUAAUGUGGAGAAUCAUAUCGGCCACAGCAGUGGAAGUGCCAUCCUACAGAAGAAAGAUGUCUACAGGUUGGAGCUGGUUGGAGGGUUGGGCGCCAUCAUGCUGUUAUUAGGGAUCUUCACCGGCAUCUAUAAAUGCUAUAAUGUGGAGAUCAUGCUGUGUUACAGACGACACUUCGGAAGCGAUGAGACAGAUGCCGACAACAAAGAAUAUGACGGCUACCUAUCUUACACCAAAGUGGAUUUAGAGUCAGUGGAGCAAGAGAUGAGCGAGGAGGAGCAGUUCGCUCUGGAGAUCUUACCUGACAUCCUGGAGAAACACUACGGAUAUAAACUCUUCAUCCCUCACCGCGACCUCAUCCCCAGUAGCAGUAAGAACAUCUCUUUCAUUAAGCCAAAGAUCAAGAUGAACAGGAAGGCAUACAUUGAGGAUCUGGCCCGGAGCGUGGAGCAGAGCAGGCGCCUUAUUAUCGUGUUAACGCCUGAGUUUGUGGCCCGCCGUGGUUGGAGCAUCUUCCAGUUUGAGCCACGGCUGCACAGCAUGCUGGUGACCGGUGAAAUCAAAGUGAUCAUGAUCGAAUGCUCUGACCUAUGCAACGUUAUUAACUACCAGGAAGUAGAAGACCUCAAGCACACCAUCCGAGCACUGUCCAUCAUUAAAUGGCACGGCCCCAAAAGCAACCAACUGAAAUCCAAGUUCUGGAAGCAGGUGCUCUACAAAAUGCCCGCUAAGAAGAAAGAGUCUGUGUCCCGGCGACAAGUGUUGGACUCUGGUGAGCAAGGGCUCUUCAGCGACCUGCAGGCGGUAUCGACGGUUGCCAUGACUGCAACCUCAGCAUCUUUAGCUCCGGCUCAUGUUGAAAUACCAGACUAUAAUGAGCCGGCCCACCGGCAUAUGCAACAUUUCUGCCGCAGCUACGAAUAUGAGCUGCCCACCUCCGCAAUAGCCACACUUAACAGCCGCCACAUGUACUACAAUUUACCCAUGACGCUGAUGAAUGGACGGGUGAUGCAAAACAAUAUUGGGAAACCCAAGAAGGACACUCACUUAAACAGCACAUUUGUACCACUGUCUGGACAAGAUCUUUCCAGUGAUAUCUGGUAGAACAUCUCACAGCAAUCACUGGCAGGGUUGGUUACAAAUUCAGAUUUUAAGAAUUUACCCCUUAUGAGUUGGAAUUUGAAUUUAACU
Xyrauchen texanus (razorback sucker) is the source of this 2298-nucleotide messenger RNA. RefSeq names its product X-linked interleukin-1 receptor accessory protein-like 2. The transcript has 12 exons. Bases 1 to 2211 code for a protein of 736 amino acids. The record is from RefSeq and is a predicted model, not a curated record. Gene Ontology annotation, biological process: signal transduction. Lineage: Eukaryota; Metazoa; Chordata; Actinopteri; Cypriniformes; Catostomidae.